GACAUGCAGCAAUGCACCCAUUUGCAUGCAAGGAAAAUCUCCAAGACUUGAUGCUCGCUGAUGGCUGCUGUUUGAUCCAGUUGAUAAGAUAAUUGAGCCCGUCUCAUGAAAGCCCCACGAACUACAUCCGGGUCAUGGCAGCCACAAUGGGCGUUGCUUCCGGUGUUGUUUUAGCUGUAUUGCUUGACCUGGCCUUGUGUGUGCUGAGAACAGACGAGACUCGACUUAUAGACGCCAUCAUGACGGACUAUAACCCGGCAGCAAGACCAGUUUAUAACGCAUCUCACACUGUCAUUGUGAAGUUUGGGAUAACUUUGACACAGAUAUCUGAUAUGCAGGAAUGGAUUGACGAGCGUCUGACUUGGGAUCCCAAGGACUAUAACAACCUCAAGAUCUUGCGCAUCCCUUGUGAGAAGCUGUGGCUACCGGACAUAGUCCUCUACAACAGUGCGGACGACUACACUUCUGGGUACAUGAAAAGUAAAGCCAUGGUAGAAUACACAGGGAAUGUGUUUUGGCCACCCCCUGCAAAGUUCCGGAGUUCCUGCAAGAUCGACAUCACCUAUUUCCCUUUUGAUGACCAGAAGUGUGAGCUCAAGUUCGGUUCCUGGACUUACGACGGCUUCCAAGUGGACAUUACCAACAGGUCUGACAGUGUUGACCUUCAGAACUACGUGUACAGCGGAGAGUGGGAACUCAUAGAUGUCCGAAUCCGCAGGCAUGUGGUUACCUACGCUUGCUGCAUCGAGCCCUACCCGGACGUGCGCUUCACCAUUGUGAUACGACGCAAGACGUUGUACUAUCUCUUCAACAUCAUUUUCCCGUGUCUGUGGCUCACAAUUCUAAGGUAGUUUGGAAAGGGCCUCUGUGUAUUUCCUCGGUCUGACUUUCCUCUCCUAGGCAUCUAUCUGACGGUGACAAUGGGCAUGACCUCAAUGUCCAUCAUCCUCACGGUAUUUGUGCUCCAACUGCACCACGUUGGGCCCCACAAGAGGCGAGUCCCCCGUUGGCUCCGCUCCCUGGUCUUUGAGGUGCUCGCCCGGCUCGUCUGUAUGUGCUAUUCGUCACAGACAUUACGCCGAAAUGGCGCUCUAAAAACAGACAGGCGCCUCCCUGAAACACAGGUGCUUAUCACUUCUGCUCCUGAGCAGCUCGGGAUACCUUCUGUUACAGACAGCUACACUAGUAGUGGAGGUGGGAACGUCUACGGCGAGACCCGAGGUGGUAGAUCGAAACCUGGAGUCACCAGUGGUGCUGUUAUAAGUGUGCCUGGGGGAGGAGGAAGGAGUCUUUCGGGGAACGGCAAUGGCGGAGGAGGGGAAGGAGGAGGUGGUAGAGGAGUCAUCAGUGCUGGCAGAGGUGGGGUUACCAUUGUAGGUGGCACUGAUAGUCAUGAGACAGAAGAGCGGAGGCCGGGACGACGAUCUGGGAGAAGCAACUCGAGAAACUGCAACGGCGACGCCCUUCAGCAACGUUGUCCUGGAGGCGGGGACAGAGUUGCCCCUUCAGGGAACGAGUUUAAUCCUCAACCCUUAGGCUUCCAGCCGGGCCAGUGCUGCGAACUGGGCCUGUCUCAGAGCCCUCGCUACGACAUGUCUGGCGGGUUCUCUCGCAAUUUCAGAUCCAGUUUCAGAAGAGACAAUAAUUUCCGCGGUUCCUUCCGAUCGGGUUAUCCCGGCCAAGUAGACUAUGCAAUGGACAGAGGUCACGCUAUGUUCCAGAGUGACCAAGAGUUUGACCGUUACCAGGAACUGGUCACUGAGUGGCAGUUCGUCGCUCACGUGAUGGAUAGAUUACUGUUUUGGUUGUUUCUCUUUGUCGCGGUUGUAUCAUCUUUAGCAAUACUGGUCAUCAAGCCACUGUUUAAACCCGCGGUGUAGUGUAUGACUCCAGGUCACUCGUGAUGUCUUGAAGGAGGAAGGAUUUAUUAUGCAUACUACCUUGGUUGACAAAUGUAUGCACACUUUGGGGGACACACACCUUU
Molecule: messenger RNA, 1984 nt
Organism: Aplysia californica (California sea hare)
Lineage: Eukaryota; Metazoa; Mollusca; Gastropoda; Aplysiida; Aplysiidae
Product: neuronal acetylcholine receptor subunit alpha-10-like
Biological process (GO): chemical synaptic transmission; nervous system process; monoatomic ion transmembrane transport
Cellular component (GO): synapse; postsynaptic membrane; neuron projection
Molecular function (GO): acetylcholine-gated monoatomic cation-selective channel activity; transmembrane signaling receptor activity
Source: RefSeq, marked provisional